Messenger RNA from Dipodomys ordii (Ord's kangaroo rat), 3180 nucleotides. RefSeq names its product methylenetetrahydrofolate dehydrogenase (NADP+ dependent) 1, methenyltetrahydrofolate cyclohydrolase, formyltetrahydrofolate synthetase (gene Mthfd1). Gene Ontology annotation, molecular function: methenyltetrahydrofolate cyclohydrolase activity; ATP binding; formate-tetrahydrofolate ligase activity. The record is from RefSeq and is a predicted model, not a curated record. Bases 115 to 2922 code for a protein of 935 amino acids. Gene Ontology annotation, cellular component: cytosol. Gene Ontology annotation, biological process: tetrahydrofolate interconversion. Lineage: Eukaryota; Metazoa; Chordata; Mammalia; Rodentia; Heteromyidae. The transcript is spliced from 28 exons.
GGGUUCCCGGGGGCACUCGCUAAGCACGUGGGUUGGGCUGUCCCGCGCCACAGUGAAGAGAGUGCAGCCUCGGGUUUGGUGGUGUUCAUCGUGGGAAACAAACUAAUAAGGGCCAUGGCGCCGGCGGAAGUCCUGAGCGGGAAGGUGGUCUCUGCGCAAAUAAGGGAGAGACUAAAGAACCAAGUCACUCAGAUGAAGGAGCAAGUUCCAGGCUUUAUACCCAGCCUGGCAAUUUUGCAGGUUGGCAACAGAGAUGAUUCCAAUCUUUAUAUAAAUGCGAAGUUGAAGGCUGCUGAAGAGGUUGGGAUCAAAGCCACUCACAUUAAGUUGCCAAGAACGGCCACAGAAUCUGAGGUGUUGAAGCAGAUCACAUUCUUGAAUGAAGACUCCACAGUGCAUGGAUUCAUAGUGCAGCUGCCUUUAGAUUCUGAGAAUCCCAUUAACACUGAAUUGGUCAUCAAUGCUGUUGCACCUGAAAAGGAUGUGGACGGGUUGACAAGUAUCAGUGCUGGCAAACUUGCUAGAGGUGAUCUAAAUGACUGUUUCAUUCCUUGUACACCUAAAGGAUGCUUGGAACUAAUCAAGAAGACAGGGGUGCAGAUUGCUGGAAGGCAUGCUGUGGUGGUCGGGCGCAGUAAAAUAGUUGGUGCCCCCAUGCAUGACUUGCUCCUGUGGAAUAAUGCUACGGUGACCACCUGCCACUCAAAGACUGCCAAUCUCGGUGAAGAGGUAAACAAAGGUGAUAUCCUGGUGGUGGCAACUGGCCAGCCUGAAAUGGUAAAAGGGGAAUGGAUCAAACCUGGAGCAAUCGUCAUCGACUGUGGAAUCAAUUAUGUCCCAGAUAAUACAAAAUCAAGUGGAAAGAAAGUUGUGGGCGAUGUGGCGUAUGAGGAGGCCAAAGAGAGGGCAAGCUUCAUCACGCCUGUCCCUGGUGGUGUGGGGCCCAUGACGGUGGCCAUGCUGAUGCAGAGCACAGUCGAGAGUGCACAGCGUUUCCUGGAGAAAUUUAAACCCGGAAAAUGGGCAAUCCAGUAUAACAGCCUUAACCUGAAGACACCUGUUCCAAGUGACAUUGAUAUAUCACGUUCUUGCAAACCAAAGCCCAUUGGUAACUUGGCUCGAGAAAUUGGCCUGCUCUCAGAAGAGGUAGAAUUAUAUGGUGAAACGAAGGCCAAAGUUCUGCUGUCCGCACUGGAGCGCCUGAAGCACCAGCCCGAUGGGAAAUAUGUGGUGGUGACGGGAAUAACUCCAACACCCCUGGGAGAAGGAAAAAGCACGACCACCAUCGGGCUGGUGCAAGCCCUCGGGGCCCACCUCUAUCAGAAUGUCUUCGCCUGUGUGCGACAGCCUUCUCAAGGCCCAACCUUUGGAAUAAAAGGCGGCGCUGCAGGAGGUGGCUAUUCCCAGGUCAUUCCUAUGGAAGAGUUUAAUCUCCACCUCACUGGUGACAUCCACGCCAUCACUGCCGCUAACAACCUCGUUGCUGCAGCCAUUGAUGCUCGAAUGUUCCAUGAACUGACUCAGACAGACAAGGCUCUCUUUAAUCGUUUGGUGCCAUCAGUAAAUGGAGUGAGAAAGUUCUCUGAUAUCCAGAUUCGAAGAUUACAGAGACUAGGCAUUGAGAAGACAGAUCCUACCACGUUGACAGAUGAAGAGAUAAACAAAUUUGCAAGAUUGGAUAUUGACCCAGAAACCAUAACUUGGCAAAGAGUGUUGGAUACCAAUGAUAGAUUCCUGAGGAAGAUCACCAUUGGACAGGCUCCAACAGAGAAAGGAUACACACGGACGGCCCAGUUUGAUAUCUCUGUGGCCAGUGAAAUUAUGGCUGUCCUGGCUCUCACUAGCUCUCUGGAAGACAUGAGAGAGAGACUGGGCAAAAUGGUUGUGGCAUCCAGUAAGAAAGGGGAACCCAUCACUACUGAAGAUCUGGGAGUGAGCGGCGCACUGACCGUGCUGAUGAAGGAUGCAAUCAAGCCCAAUCUCAUGCAGACAUUAGAGGGCACUCCAGUGUUCGUUCAUGCGGGACCCUUUGCCAACAUCGCGCAUGGCAAUUCUUCAAUCAUUGCAGACCGGAUCGCACUCAAACUUGUUGGCCCAGAAGGCUUUGUAGUGACUGAAGCAGGGUUUGGAGCAGACAUUGGAAUGGAAAAGUUCUUUAACAUCAAAUGCCGCUACUCUGGACUCCGCCCUCACGUUGUGGUGCUCGUUGCCACUGUCAGGGCUCUUAAGAUGCAUGGCGGAGGCCCCACGGUCACUGCUGGACUGCCUCUUCCCAAGGCUUACACAGAGGAGAACCUGGAGCUGGUUGAAAAAGGCUUCAGUAACUUGAGGAAACAAAUAGAAAAUGCCAGAAUGUUUGGAGUUCCUGUGGUAGUGGCCAUAAAUGCAUUCAAGACUGAUACCGAGGCUGAGCUGGGCCUCAUCAGCCGCCUCGCCAGAGAGCAUGGGGCAUUUGAUGCAGUCAAGUGCACUCACUGGGCAGAAGGGGGAAAGGGGGCUGUUGCCCUGGCUCAGGCUGUCCAGAGAGCAGCUCAGGCGCCCAGCAACUUCCAACUCCUCUAUGACCUUCAGCUCCCAGUUGAGGAUAAAAUCAGGAUCAUUGCACAGAAGAUCUAUGGGGCAGAUGACAUUGAGUUGCUCCCUGAAGCUCAGCACAAAGUUGAAGUCUACACAAAGCAGGGCUUUGGUAAUCUGCCCAUCUGCAUGGCCAAAACACACUUGUCCUUGUCCCACAACCCAGAGCAAAAAGGUGUACCUACGGGCUUCGUUCUGCCCAUCCGGGACAUCCGUGCCAGUGUCGGGGCUGGUUUCCUGUACCCUUUAGUGGGAACGAUGAGCACAAUGCCUGGCCUUCCUACUCGGCCCUGUUUUUAUGAUAUUGACUUGGACCCUGAGACUGAACAGGUGAAUGGACUGUUCUAAACAGAUCAUCUCUUCUUCAAGAAGCUGCUUUGCAAGUUUGGCCAAUGUCUGUUCAGGCCUGCUGUGAGUAAGGAAGUUUGGAGAAGUUAGAGAAGUCAACUCCUGCCCUGAAAACUAAAAUAAAUCUUCUGGGGGAUUUCCUCAGAAGCCUUUCGAUUACUGCCUUAAUUUUCAUCCUCAUGUAUAAAUUAAUAUAAAUCAUGUUCAUGUCUUGAAUGUAGUGAAGGUCUAUCAAAUAAAAGGAAUGAUUUUGCUAUC